UGAUUUUAAGAGACUAGAAAAACUGAUGCCUAUCUCACUUGUGGUGCAGAAACAGUCCAGACAAGAUGAGAGGUCUCUGGUUGCUGCUGGUGCUUGUGGCUGCGGCCAAAGCUGAGAAGGUGUUCAUCGGAGAUCAGGUCAUCAGGGUCAAUGCAGAGUCUGAGGAACACAUCCAACUUCUGCAGGCUCUGGAGACCCAAGAAGAGUGGGAGGUGGACUUCUGGCUCGACCCCGUCUCCACUGAGCUCCCCGUUGACAUCCGAGUGCCCCGCUCCAGCUUGAGCGCUGUGACGGAGUACCUCAGUUCCUACAACAUCCCCUAUUCUGUCAUCAUAAACAACCUUCAGGAUCUUCUCGAUGAGGAGAAAGCUGAGAUGCAGAUGAGUCAGAUGAAGGAGCGCAGCACCAGGAGCUUCAACUUUGGAGCCUAUCACCGUCUGGAGACAAUCUACAGCUGGAUGGACACUCUGGUGGCUCAGCACCCUAACCUGGUCACCAAGCAGGAAAUCGGGAGAUCAUAUGAGAACAGGCCUAUGUAUGUGCUCAAGUUCAGCACUGGCGGAUACAAGCGUCCUGCUAUCUGGAUCGACACGGGAAUCCACUCCAGAGAAUGGGUGUCUCAGGCAACAGGAGUAUGGACAGCCAACAAGAUUGCCACUGACUUUGGUACUGAUGCCUCCCUGACCUCCCUUCUGAACACUAUGGACAUUUACAUGCUGCUCCUGGCCAACCCUGACGGCUAUGCUUACACCCACUCUAAUAACCGUAUGUGGCGUAAGACCCGCUCCAAGAACUCAGGCUCUUCGUGCCGUGGAGUUGAUCCCAACAGGAACUGGGAUGCAGGCUUUGGUGGGCCCGGUGCCAGUAGGAACCCGUGCUCUGAUUCCUACCAUGGACCCUCAGCUCACUCUGAGAUUGAGGUGAAGAACGUGGUGAACCUGAUCAAGAACCACGGCAACUUCAAGUCCUUCAUCUCUGUCCACGCCUACUCCCAGCUGCUCAUGUACCCCUAUGGCUAUAACUGCAAGGACGUGUCUCAUCAGCCUGAGCUGGACUCUGUUGGCAGAGCAGCGGUGCAGAAACUGUCUUCCCUCUAUGGUACCAGAUACAAGGUUGGAAGCAUCUGCAAAAUCAUCUAUCAAGCCAGUGGUGGCAGCAUUGACUGGUCUUAUAACCUGGGCAUCAAAUACUCCUAUGCCUUUGAGCUGAGGGACACUGGUCGCUAUGGUUUCAUCCUUCCAGCCAAUCAGAUCAUCCCCACCGCCUCCGAGACUUGGCUGGCCCUGAAACACAUCAUGGAGUAUGUCCAUGACCAUCCUUAUUGAGGAGGAGGACGACUUCCUUGUCACUCUAUGUUGAUGACAUCUCACAUCAGUACUGACCAAUAAAGUCUGCUUGCAUGUGUUCCAGCACUC
Larimichthys crocea (large yellow croaker) is the source of this 1415-nucleotide messenger RNA. RefSeq names its product carboxypeptidase A4 (gene cpa4). The transcript has 11 exons. The coding region runs from base 66 to 1325 and encodes 419 amino acids. Gene Ontology annotation, molecular function: metallocarboxypeptidase activity; zinc ion binding. Gene Ontology annotation, biological process: proteolysis. The record is from RefSeq and is a predicted model, not a curated record. Lineage: Eukaryota; Metazoa; Chordata; Actinopteri; Sciaenidae.